GUUAAAGAUAGAAAAAUUAACAGAGGAAGAACACAUACUGUCUUACUUUGCCAGAGCCUGGCUGAUCCACCAGAUUUUCACUCUCUAAGACAGAUUUUGCUGUAUUUGUGCUUUUUUCAUCUCCCCCUGAGGAGUCUUAACUCAAAGCAAUCACAAGACACCCAUCUCUGCCUGCUGCUUCCUGAGCUGCUAGUUAUAUCUUCUUCCUGCCUUACUGCUUCUCUACCCAUUUUAAUCUUUUUUUAACCUAGAGGCUGCCUUCUGCUUCUAAAAUGAUAACCAUUUCAUCUGGAAGAGUCUAAACAUGUAAAAGCAUUUUCAUUUCUGUUGAGUUUACUUUCAUUUACUCUCUCCUUUCUAUUGAAAUCAAGCAGCAUAGAGUACUGUAUAGAGAGCAAAGCCUGCAUUCCAUCCAGUUUGAAGUAUUCUUAAAAUACAGUACUGAAAAAGGAAGAGACACACUUCAAGGAAAUGCUGAGCUGCUCAUGACACCAAAGACGGUGCACAUUUAUGGACUUGGUUUUCUGAGCCAUUUCCAGAAACCUGAAUGGAUUACAAUGCUAUUUUAACAAGGCUGCUGGCAUCCAUCGACAGCUUUCACCUACAGGGGCAGUUAAGAGAUGGAAGAAUGUAAUUAUUUUCAUGUAAGCUAAAUUCCAGUUGCUGAUUGCCAUGAGAGGGAAUACCCUGAAAACUUUGAUGGUUUAAACUUCUUAAUCACCUGCCACCAAACAGUCCCUCUGAUGACACCGCGGAUCUGAGAAUGAAGAACUUCUUAGAACUGAUUGGAAAUGGCAUUGCUGAGCUGAAACGUAACUCGAGGAAAUAUAUCUCCCGAAGAAGAAAAUGUAAUGCGUUUUAAGGAUCUGACUUCCGGUGAAAAUUUCAAGCCUAGAGAAAACUUGUCCGCUUUGUUAGAAAGAAUGGGUUGGACAAUUUUCUUCAGUUCCAAAGGAUAUCUGAAUGCCAUGCUGAGCAUAAUCUCUGCAGCAUGCUCUGUGAGUCUCUUCUCUUCCUGAUGCACUGCAUGGUUUGCCUGAGGCAGAGAAUAAAGAAACUGGCCACCAAGAUGGUAAUCACUAGUGGAAAUGAAGAAGAUAAAGGCAAUCAAGAAAAGGAGAGCAAAGAAGAAAGCAUUUUGGCAAUGCUUGGGAUUAUUGGGACCAUUCUGAACCUCGUUGUGAUCAUUUUCGUGUACAUUUACACAACAUUGUGAACGUUGGCAUACAAAGAGAACAGACAAAACAACCGUGAAAGGUGACAACAAACAUGGCAGGUUAUUGACAUGCUGUUUAAUCAGAAUUGACUCUGUACUACAUUAACACAUCAUAAAAGCACUGCCUGUGGGCAGCAAAAGCUGAAGCACAAUUAAUUUAACAAGAAUUUUCCAAACAGCAGCAAGUUUGCUCUUCUGUCCUGGCCCUAUCCAUUUCUGUUUUUUGGUUUGGGGGGAAAUGACUGCAAUUACAUAAGUUUCAGCUUGAAGAAAUCCACCUGGGAUAUAUAGUGUCACACAAUAGAAAGCGACUGUACACUAUAUACAGUUACAAAUGUAUACUAUAUAUUCUCAAAGAUCUAACUCAAAGAUAGCUGCAUAGCACAGAUUUUUUGUCUAUUAGGUCAAACAAUUCUUUUUUUUCUCCCUGACUUUAAUUUUGUUUACACUGAAGCUGACAAGCUUUUUAUUUAGAAGGACCAUAUGGUGCAAUCACGGAAAAACAAUUGCAUUGAGCAAGAUCUGCCUGAAAACAAUGACAUGUUGGGAGAAAUAACUUACAUGAUUAUUUUUCUUUCUCGUUUGCUUGACAUCUGUGUCUGUUCAUACCAAUGUUUAUAAAUAUAUAUUUUUAAUAAAUGUGCUAUAUUUUUAGCAUGAAACAACUAUUUGGAGACACUCUUGUAUUCAUACAUCCAGAUUUUGUUUGAUGAAGUGCCCUUUUUGACAAUGGAUGUUAUGCUCUUCAGCAAUUAUAUAGCAAUCCUAUUUGCAGCCAUUUCAUUUUGGUCUAAAGCAAACUCUCAUCAUGCUCAUAUGCAUGACUUGAAGUUGGAAUGUCAUCUGAAAAGCAUUGCUUUUUAAUACAAGAGACAGGAAAACAUUAUAAGGUGACCUUUGUAGAAGGGUUGCAGAGACAUGGCUCUAUUUAUAGAAAAAUGACAAAUAAAAGAAUAGUAGGAUAUCUAACAAAUCCACAAAAUACUGGCUUCUCAAAACCCUAUCACAUUUUAUAAAUACCAUCAUGUCGAGAAGAUCAAGGUUCUUUAAUGAAACAGUUCAAGGCAUAACAGGAACCAGUGGCUAGGAUCUGAAGGUAGAUAAAUUCAAACUAGAAAUAAAGACACUUUUUUUUUAACCUGCGAAGUUAACCUUUUACAUUUAAUUGGCCAAAGAAUGUCUGUCUAAAAACCAAGCCCUGGCUCAACCUAAAGUUAUGACCUUGAUGCAGGACUCACAUGACGAAAAUCUGUGAUCUGUGUUUUGUAGAAGUUCACACAAGAUCAUAGUUUUCUUUCUGAACAUUAUGAUUCUAUGGGUUGUUAAGAAUUAGAUCCCAGUCCUACUCUCAAAUACCUAGGUGCAGCUCCCAUUGAUUUAAGUAUAUUAUCUGGGGGUUUAACUAGAUUCUGGAUAAGUUGGAAAAUUGAUUUGAACUGAAUUAUGGAUCAAGGGGUAUCCUCUGAUAUGCAUGUAGAACCCACAUGAAAACAAAUGAGAGUUGCUGUAGUGCCUGAUCCAAUGCUGGGUAUCAUCCAGUGAUGCUCAGUUGGAUGCUGUAGCACCGUGGGAUGCCAUGAGACACUUCCAAGGGUGCUACACUGUCCAGUCUCUGUGUCAAAAGGAAAACAAUCACUCCUACUCCUGCCUGGGGCCAGCACCCAAGCAUACUUAAGACAAGUGAUGCCUGCAGCUGCUCCCCACGCCCCAGCAGCACCCGCCCCAGUCAUCCAUCUGUUCCCAGCAGUGCACUCUGCUAUAUGCAAAACAGGAUGGGGAGACAUGAAGCUGCUUUUUUCAGUCUGGCUCAUCCCUUCCCUGCUCCCACACUCCCAGGGCUGGCAGGAAGGGCCACAGGUGCAUGUGGUUCCAGUUGCCUGUAUGCAAGUUGCUGGAGGAGAAGGUGUGGCAGUGGGAGCUACUCUUUCCCCUUCAGGCGCACACCAGGGGCAGGGAGGGGGCAGAAUAUGGAAAAAGCAGGAAAUGAUGUAGUCAUGUCCUGCUCUUGCCAUCCUCACCUAGCAUCAGCUAGAUUUUAGCUCAGUGUUUCGCAACAGGGUGUAUUGAAUUCCAGAAAGUUAUGGAGGGGUGUCAUGAGGCUAAAAAGGUUAAGAACUGCUGCUGUAAUCAAUGGAAAGGCUCCCAUUGACUGCAGUGGGCUUUUGAUCUAGACCCUAACCCUUGAUACCCCACUUUUGAGGUAAGUAACCUUUCUCUUGGUUUUGUGAUUCAAGACAGGCACUCAGCAGCACCUGGAGAGGUGCUGACUCUUGUGAGAUCAAGCCCUCAAGGACAAAUCUAUUAGGAAAAAGAACAAGGUCAGGGGAUACAUUUAAAUGAAAGCCAAUACAAAAGCCUUAAGUGGAAGAGCAGAAAGAACUGCUGGAUGGACAAAAGUGACAGGCUAAUGGAGACCUGGAGUGAGAGCAUAAGUAGAGGUCUGACUAAAAGUAGGACACGAAAGCAAGGAGGAUCCAAGCAAUCAAGGGUGUGCAGGGAGUCAAUCUUUAGUGUUUGAAAAGUGCUUUGUGAAUGGCAGAUCUAUGGACCUGAGGAACUAGUACUGAGUGAUGUGUUUGUCAUCAGUGUUUAUAACUCCUCGGGCAGGUUGGUGCUGCAUCUUGUUUUAGUCAUUUCAAAGUGUUGGCAGGACAUUGGGAGCCCAAAUAGGGCCCUUUUUAUUUACUCUGAAUGAAAAGGGAAUGGAUAAAUAGUACAGGCCUUGGUUCUGCAGCCCUUAUUCAGGCAAAAACUGUUUUGAUAGAGGUUUCCUUCGCUUUAACUGGGUUCUGUAUGUGUGAAUUUGCUCUUAUGCAAUGACCCUUUUUAUACCAAAAAUUCAUUACAUGUGAGGUAAAUUCAGUCUUGUGUGAUUGGUGUGGUGGAAGCCUGCAGUCAGCUGCUUUGUGCAGUGCAUUGUGGGAGAGAUGUGCACCAAAAUGUAGUCUCCUGUGUGGAUCUGUGCCCCUCAUUUGUAGUCUGCUACAUGUGUUUCUGUAGUUGCCACCCCCAUUAUGGCUUCUAAGUGUCCUGCUAGCUUAUCUCCUACGUCUCCCUGGUUCAUCAGUUAAGCCUACACCACCCUUUCUUCACACCAGCUAAACAGUCACCACCACCCUGUGCUUGUUCAUAAUAUCUGCUGUUGGUGAGUGCCAAAAUUGUCUUGUAAAAGUGGUAGAAAUGGGUCUGGGGGUCAGUACAGUCAAGGUCUUGGAACGUAUCCCUAUUUUUUACAUUGUAAAGUGGGUUCCCUUUAUGUGAAUUUGAGUUAUGUGCCAUUUUCCAGGAAUGCAUGUACAGCGUAAAGCGAGGUAAACCUGUAUAUGGCAGGAAAUACCUGCCUCUUUGGCAGUGCCCUCCCAAAAUAUAAGCUCCAAACUUCCCCAACAGGCCAACCUGCUUCCUCCUUUUGGGGACUUCCAUUAUUGACAACCAUGUCUAUUCACAGUCUCCUGCACCCUUCCCCAAAUCCUCCAGCAAAUAUGAAGGGAUGAUUCCAAAACUCUUUGGCCUCUCAUUGAAUAUGGACAGCUCAUAUCUCAGUGCAGCCCUGAUAGGAUGGGACUUGUAAGUUGAACCUGCAGUUUUUAAACACCAAUAGUUUGCCUUAGCAUCAAAUGUCACACAAAGCCAAUACAUGCAGAACCUGAUUCUUGGAGCUGUAUUAAGGCAGAGACAGCAAUGCCAAUGCCAAACAUACGUGAAUCAGUAGUCAGGCCUCAAGAAAUCUUGGGAUUAAUUUACAAACCAUGGAUUUUUUAUUUUAUUGUAUUUGCAAUUAACACACAUGGUAUACUUUUUAUUUGCCUUCCAGUUUUUUGAAUCCUUCAGUUUCGAUGCAAAAGGCCAAAAAUUCUUUUAUAAAAAGAAAAGCUGAGAGUAUGUUUUACAACUGUAUGAGUUCAGCAGAUGGGCCAUUACAAAAAAACCUACAGAUAUUGUAAAACUCAAUAAAAUAAUGAACAUUGGUUAUACUGUAGAACAUAUUUAUUAUUGCUUACCAAGUAAAGUAAAGCCAUGAAAACCAUUUCAGAGGCUAGAAGAGCUCUGUACAUGUGUAAAGACAAACUAUGACUUUGUGCUUGGGAAAUUUUGAGUUUGUAUUUUACAAAUACUUUGUGUAAAAGCCUGCUGCAGCUCUCAGUGAAGUCAAUGGGAAUCAAGUUUCACAGUCAACAACCUCAGUAGCAGGUCCCAAGAGAGAAAGGAAGGGUGGCCUUGUGGCUGAAGUCUUAUACUGAGAAUCAAGCAAAUGUGGGGGAUAGCUCUGUUUCUGCUUCAUACUUCUCCAUGUUGAUGGCAUGUAGAGGGCCCUAAACCUCUCCCUGCUUCAGGUGAUAAUGCUUCUUACAGAGGUAUCAUGAAACUUAAUGAAAGAUUUUUUAAUGUGCUUUGGAAAUAUUUGCUGGGGAUGUUAAAAGAGUGUGAAGAGAUCUGAUUGUAGCAUUUGUGUUAAACAUAUAAUGCCUACAUUGUAAAACAGCAUACCGAAAUAGCCAAGUUUAAAUUAACUGUCUUAGUUGCUCAGUUUGCUUAUGCCCCUUGCAGACACUAGACUAGACAAACAUCACAAGAAGACAUCAAUAAUGGCCCCAAUGAACUCAACUGUUGAGAGCCUCAGCAGAUACCAAGGACUGAAAAGCCAUGCAAACGUUAACUACACCUCCUCUUUCUCCCUAGAACUAGACCACUCUGGGAAAGCUUAUGCUGCUAAAGUCUGUGCUGUACCUAUUCUUUUGGUGUCUUGUGUGGUUGACCUUAAAAUUUUCAGUAGUAUUAAACCAAUUUAGAAAGCUUUUUGGCUUGUUGAAUAUUAGCUUUGAUUUGUUAAUGUAGUAUGGGUCUUAAAGACAAACAUAUACAGUAUAUUCAGCUGUAUAUCCAGUAUACCCAUUUUUAAUUUCAUGGCUGUUUGUUGUAUGUCUAACCGUAAUAUUUUCUUUACCUAUCAAUGAAGCAAGACAGUUUCAUUUUAACAUAUGAAAAGUUUAACUUGCAUUUAUUUACCAUAUAUAUCUAUAUUCCUUAAUAUUUUUUACUUUAUUGGCUUCUGGUUGCAGAGAGAUUAUUCCUAGAACUGGGGAAAAUGCUGCUGAAUGGAUUCAUUAAGCAUGCAUUCAAAUAAAAAACAUGACUUUCCUUUGAGGGUA
Messenger RNA from Alligator mississippiensis (American alligator), 6366 nucleotides. It is a transcript of the gene TUNAR, whose product is annotated as TCL1 upstream neural differentiation-associated RNA. The transcript has 3 exons. The record is from RefSeq and is a predicted model, not a curated record. Bases 992 to 1216 code for a protein of 74 amino acids. Lineage: Eukaryota; Metazoa; Chordata; Crocodylia; Alligatoridae.